Molecule: messenger RNA, 1573 nt
Organism: Suillus paluster
Lineage: Eukaryota; Fungi; Basidiomycota; Agaricomycetes; Boletales; Suillaceae
Exons: 2
Coding region: 120-1292 (390 amino acids)
Source: RefSeq, a predicted model, not a curated record
AAAGGCACUCUCCACUACCAAAAUAAUCGGUGACAUUGCAUUUCGACGCUGGUACAAUAAGAGCAGAUGUCACCUCGCCAAGAUGGCCAAGUUCCCAAUCAAGUGUACUGUCAUCAUUUAUGGUCGUCCAGGCUCAACCUUCUCCUCAUGCACUCUACAUAUCCGAGAUCUCGCUUGCCAUCUCAUACCAACUCGAGGAUGACAGGAAAGCGCUAGCGCGUUUUGCUCGUUGCUGUCGUGCAUCUUUAGGACCUGCUCUCGAUGUCCUGUGGUCUCGGGUGCCGUCCUUUUCGCCGUUCAUUCCCCUCUUGCCCCUCAGCGUGAAGUCCUUAUGGGACCACUGUCAGCUCGACGAAGUAACCCUUGUCGAAUUCCAGUGCCCACCUGAAGAAGAAUGGAGGAUAUUUGACAGUUACGCCCGCAGGGUGCGCAAGCUAUAUUCUGGGUCACAUUUACAUCAAAUAGUGGCCCGCAUACGCUCCAAAACCACUUUAUUCCCUUUGCUACGAUCUCUGUCUCUUCAGCUGCUCGAGCCCCUUGACAUGCAAGGGCACCUCUUCUCAGACUCGCUACGCUCUCUGAAGAUCUCAGGUCCUGCGUAUGUGCAUUGCAAAGAUGCCCGAGUCCAAAUUGCCAUCGCGCAUAUAGCUCGGGAUGCACCAUUACUGGAAUCCCUCCACGUUGAAGACUUCGCCUAUUCGGUUGCCCAAUCGUCACUGCCACCUCUCCACUUUGCUCAUCUCCGAGCUGUCGAAAUAUCUGCAUUUUUUGACCACAGUCUCCUGCAGUCUCUUUGUCGCAUCCUUUCUCAAGCACCUGUGACACAACUCAAACUCGAACUUCCGGCGCUCCCAGAUAAGGAUUGGAGCAUAUCAUUUCCUGUCUUCCCUGCCCUGAGAUCGCUGCGCAUUUGUGGCAAUCCGGCUUCUGCGGAACAUUUCAUUUUCCAUCUUGCCAGCAAGGGUAUCCACGAGCUUAGUAUCUACCACACAAGAGGACCCGCGAGUGCCGCGGAUUGCCGCCGCCUUCUUUCACUCGUUGCGGAGAAAUAUGGGAAUACUCUCCAAACGCUCUCGCUGGCACUCAGUCGGUCACCCACGCCGAACUACCCGUACGAUCUUUCCCAAGCAGUUCUCGAUGCUCUUCGCACGCUCGUACCAACUCUUAACCAACUAGAGACUCUCCACCUCUUGUUGCCACACAAUCGCUACGUUCAUUUACAAGAGUCUGAGCUCACAUUUGAACCUCUUACAUGGCCAUCUCUCAAAAAUCUUGACGUGCAAGCGACAUAGAGUGUUUCAUACGGAAGAACUGGCUGACUGCUCAUGGACCGCCUGCUAUAUCUUAGAGGAGGUUAUGUAUGUCGUUGAUCAGGUAUUUAGGUUUCUGUCAAUGCCAAUGUGGAACCUGGGAAGACUGUGCUGCAGUGUGGGAGUGCUGAUGAGCACUGAGAACGUUUGUGUCCGAGAGAAGGGCAAGGCAGGCUAUUAUGAGACGAUAACACUGGCAGUGCAUGAUCCUGCUGACUAUUUUCCAUGCUAGAUACGAUGACAGAAGGUUUCCGGAAGGGCCC